CCUGUAUUAAGUAGUAGCUUCAUUUAUCCUCCUCCAGGAUCUCUCUCUCAUACAAUAUAUUCUUUGGAGCACCAACAGUAGUAGUUCAUCCUUAUCCACAUAGCUGCAUUAGACACACACCAUUGCAUUCCCUUUUGCUGCAACAACGACAAAAGCAUCAAAAGCGACAAAAAUGACAAACAAUCAUAUGCAUUUAGUUUUUGGCAAAACAAUUUCAAUUUCACUCACAAUGCGCUAACCAAAUAAUUGCUCAUACGCCCCAUUGCGUCCAUUACUGCUUCGCUUUGGAGUUGUGCUACUGCGGCGCUUGCGAUUUAGAUUUGCGAUUUUUUGGCCAGUUUACGCACACGAACACAAACACAAAACCAAACUAAGCAAACAGACAAACAAGCCAAGUAUCUUAUGUCUUUUUCACAAAAACACACCCCACUCUAGACACCCCAGACACACAACUAUAAAUAAAUAUUAAUAUAAUAUAUCAAUAUGCAUUUUGUAUAUUCCUAGUACACUAUCUAAAUAGAUUAUCCUAGAAUUUGACUGGAGCAGUUGCCGAGUAUCCUUUGUAGCUUAGCCCGAAAUAAAUUAUAGCAUACAUAAGCCAACUAUGUAGCAUCAACGUAUCAUAUUUAGUUGAACGUAAUUAAUUUGUGUAUGCCAAACACUUUGUUUUAUAGUACUCGUACUCGUAUGCAUAUCAUCCUGAUUUUCUCAAAUAAUGAAUCGAGCCGGGCGAAGACCGACUAACCGGAAUGAAUGACUGAAUGAGUGUGCUUGUGGGUGUGUGUUCUUGUUAACAAAUUGUGUGCUAGUGAGUGGCAUUGCGGCGCGAAUGUGCUUCAAUUAAGAUACAUUCCUCGUUUCGGCCCCAAGAGCAAUCACAUGGAAUGACGUUGCCGUUUUGUCGCCUACUUAGGGUCCACAUUUCAGGGCAGCAUCUCUCUGCCCAGCCCCCUUUGCGGUAACAAAGUGCCCCAAAUCUUGGCAAGUGCGCACAUAAUUAGCGCCGCAGCAUUUCUUGUGGCAACUGCCGGCAGAAACUGACAGUUGCAAGUUGCAACUGCAACUACACCGACAAUGGCAACUGUUUGCUGUAACUGUAACUGCAACUGCAACUGCAAGUGCAACUGCAACGGCCACAUUCCCCUGCGGUCGUCAGCUGCAUUAUUCCAAUUAGGAAAGUGUAAAUGCAGCAAGGCACUGAUUGAUUGGAGAUUGCCUUCAGGACUGCCUCAUCCCCGGCAGAUAUUUUAUGACUGCAGCUGUAGUUUCGAUUUGACCCCGAUUAGUUGUAAGUUGUACAACAAGCGGCCAGAAUAGUGGCAGAUAUGUUAGUCCAACUAUGAAAUAGAAAUUUAAUUUGAAAACUUUCAAUGCCACUAUUCAAGCUGCAACUCCUCGCUUUCGAUUUUAACACAAAACCCACAUCUUAGAUAAAUACCAUUACUUGCUACGCCUUAAAUGAUAUAUCUAUAUAUUCUUUCGUGUCCAUAUCUUUUUUGAAAAUUUUCGUUUCGCUUGCCAAAAAAAAUAAACUCAAACUAACCAAAAAAAAUUAAAACCAAAAUAUAACCCAACCAAACCACAUCAAACAACCAAACCAAAUUCUGAAACAAAAAAAAAGAACCACGCUUUGGUCAGUUCUUUGCUCCCGUAUCGAACAUGUCCAGCUCGGCGUACAUCAGCAAUGGAAUCGGGAUAAACUACUAUACGGCCAACACUCUGCAACAGCAGCAGCAGCAGAUGACCUAUCUGCAACAUGCAGCAGGCGGAGCAGCUUGCUCCUCCUCAUCGGCAACCGGAUCGCCGGCCCAUCAGCAACAACAGCAGCAGCAACAGCAGCAACCACUUCACUCCGGCAGCAGCAACAAUGGAAGUGCCAGCGGCUGCAGCAGCAUCGGCUAUCCGCCGAAUGAUCCGGGUCUGCGGCGACGGCUGUUUGCCGGAAUCCGGCCAUUGUCCGUCUUUGGGCGAUUGCGACAGCAGCGAUCGUCGCAGCACCGAUCGAUAUCGCUGCCAGAAAGUAAUUACGCAAACACAACGAACACCGAACACACGAUCGAGAUAUAGAAGAUAUAGAAGACCUACACCAUGGGGAUCUGGGAGUUGGGAUAACUAGCAAUUAGCCUUAGCAACCCACUUCACCUCUGUCGUUCCAUCACCCAGCCAGCACUCCCUGAAAGCACCCUAAAAUACUAAUAAGAAGCCUCAUAGUAACACCUACAUACAUAUGCCCCCCAUUGUUACACUCACCUGUUGUCCCGUGUUUGAUGUUUAGUCUCUCUCUGUGUGUGUGGGUGUGUGUCCUACCUGUUCUUUGUGUAUAUUUUUACCUUUUCACAGUCUAUGUCACACAGAAUCCGUAUUUUUAAGUGUAUGUAUGUGGAAGUGGCUUUAUUGAGUAGAUUUAAGACGCGUUUCAAUUAUUUUAAUUUAAGCUGCGGACUCAGAGACCGAGACCGAUUAAACAAUGGUCGGAUUAAAUGCCAAUUAGUCUUAACCCAGUUUACACUCCCUGGCAAAUGGCUCAUUUCCGUCAACAGCAACUGCAUUUAUAUACACGGCCGAGUUCCGGGCUACUGUUGUUGUGAUGCUUUUUGCAUUUCUGUAUGCAGCUGAAAAGCAAACUGAAAGCAGCUUCAUCAUGCUUCAGACGAUGCCCAGAACUUACUCCUUCUUUCUCCAUUCGAGAAUCCAGCCAGUUGGCCCGGGACGACUGCCGGCUGCCGUGUAAAUUACAAGCCAUUGUCAACUUUUGUGCAAAAAUUCAGUCGCCGCACAAAACUUCCCAAAAGUGGGGUUUGGGAUUGGAUGGGGUUGCCUUCGCAGCUGCAUACAAAUGUUGCAGACUUUGAGCCCCCUUACCAAAAAAACAACAAACAAAAAAAAGAGUAUAAAAUGUAAAAAUAAAAGUUUUUUCGCCAACGCGCGAGUUCAUUUGUGCUUAAUGUUUGCUGCAUUUUUAAUGCCACUCGCGCCCAGAGACAAGUUUAAAGUUAAAGUCGCGCGGCGCCGUGCCGAGCCGCCAACUUUUUGUCUUAGGAAAGUGUAGCAUCUCAUUGGGAUCGAGGAGGACGAUGUGGGGAGGAUGGGACUGGCACUGGAAGUGCUGGGGACCCCGGUCGGUCCCAGGCCGAACAUAAUUAUGCUAAAAAUUGUUAUGACACACAAUCUUUUUGCGCAGCUCCUUAUUUUUCUCCACGCUUUUUUCCUUUUACAUAUAUUUUUUUUUGUAUUUUGGGUCUGCCUUUCGUUUGCUCUGCAUGCUGGUAUAUAUUUUCUCAACUUCCUUGCGGCAAAAGUUCCAGGACCCACAGCCGGAGCCUGAGUCAGGCUCUGCACUUAUUUUGCUAGGAUUAUGUUUCUGCUCUAUUACUUGUGCCAGGACUUGUGUCGGCUCCUCCGUUUCCUCCAAAGUUUCCUCCGGUUUGUUUUGACUUGCUUUCUGCAUGAACACUGUCUUAAUGUUUAAUAUUUUCUUUUGGGCUUCAUAUCUUCAUUUAACUUAAUUAGUUUUGAUUCAAAUUCUCUGGAUCCUGUUCCUGUUCGCCCAAGCCAAAGCUGAAAAAUCAAUGGAAAUGCCACUAACAACUAACACGACUUUAGUACAUAACUAAGGAUAAAAAAGUAUAUAUUUUGAAUACAUAUUUAUU
Drosophila ananassae is the source of this 3650-nucleotide messenger RNA. RefSeq names its product DNA N6-methyl adenine demethylase-like. NCBI's taxonomy places the organism in Eukaryota, Metazoa, Arthropoda, Insecta, Diptera, Drosophilidae. The transcript has a single exon. The coding region runs from base 1660 to 2067 and encodes 135 amino acids. The record is from RefSeq and is a predicted model, not a curated record.